Miniopterus natalensis is the source of this 1410-nucleotide messenger RNA. The record is from RefSeq and is a predicted model, not a curated record. NCBI's taxonomy places the organism in Eukaryota, Metazoa, Chordata, Mammalia, Chiroptera, Miniopteridae.
AUGGACAGUAGCUGCCACAACGCGACUGCCAAAAUGUUAGCGACCGCUCCGGCGCGGGGCAACGUGAUGAGCACCUCCAAGCCCUUGGCUUUCUCCAUCGAGCGAAUCAUGGCGCGCACCCCGGAGCCCAAGGCCCUGCCAGUCCCCCAUUUCCUGCAGGGAGCCGUGCCCAAGGGGGACUCCAAGCACUCUCUGCAUCUUAACUCGUCGAUCCCUUGCAUGAUCCCCUUCGUGCCCGUGGCGUACGACACGAGCCCCAAGGCUGGAAUGACGGGCUCGGAGGCGCGGAAGGCGGGCCUGGAGGCGCCCGCGGCGCCCGCGGCGCCCGCGUUCAGCUGCAGCGACCUGCUCAACUGCGCGCUGAGCCUCAAGGGCGACCUGGCGCGCGACGCGCUGCCGCUGCAGCAAUACAAGCUGGUGAGGCCGCGCGUGGUCAACCACUCCUCCUUCCACGCCAUGGGAGCCCUGUGCUACCUGAACCGAGGCGACGGCCCGUGCCCCCCGGCGGCGGGCGUUAACAUCCACCCGGUGGCCUCCUACUUCCUCAGCUCCCCUUUGCACCCGCAGCCGAAGACGUAUUUAGCCGAAAGGAAUAAACUGGUGGUCCCGGCGGUGGAGAAGUACCCCUCGGGAGUGGCUUUCAAAGACUUGUCCCAGGCCCAGCUGCAGCAUUACAUGAAAGAAAGCGCCCAGCUUCUGUCGGAAAAAAUCGCGUUCAAAACCUCUGACUUCAGCCGAGGCUCUCCUAAUACCAAACCCAAAGUUUUCACUUGCGAAGUGUGUGGAAAGGUCUUUAACGCGCACUAUAACUUAACCCGUCACAUGCCGGUGCACACGGGAGCCAGACCCUUCGUUUGCAAAGUGUGCGGCAAGGGCUUCCGGCAGGCGAGCACUCUGUGCCGGCACAAGAUCAUCCACACGCAGGAAAAACCUCACAAAUGUAACCAGUGUGGCAAAGCGUUUAACAGAAGUUCCACUUUAAACACACAUACCCGAAUACACGCAGGCUACAAACCGUUUAUAUGUGAAUUCUGUGGCAAAGGAUUUCAUCAAAAAGGGAAUUACAAAAACCACAAGCUGACCCACAGUGGGGAGAAACAGUUCAAGUGCAAUAUCUGCAACAAGGCUUUCCACCAGGUCUACAACCUCACCUUCCACAUGCACACCCACAACGACAAGAAGCCCUUCACCUGCCCCACGUGCGGCAAGGGCUUCUGCAGGAACUUUGACCUCAAGAAGCACGUCCGCAAGCUGCACGACAGCACCCUGGGGCUGCUUCAGGGCUCUGUUCCUAUUAUUCAGCAAGAGAUCGUGGACUCUGACCUGCUCAACUUUCCCCCUUUUCAAAAAGUUCCGCUCUGUAUUAGUAUCACCUGUGUUCUAUCCAAAAACUUCACCAAGAGCAAAUAA